Linum tenue is the source of this 867-nucleotide messenger RNA. NCBI's taxonomy places the organism in Eukaryota, Viridiplantae, Streptophyta, Magnoliopsida, Malpighiales, Linaceae. The record is from the annotation of a GenBank genome assembly.
AUUAAAUUCACAUUUUUCAGGCGAGAGAUCAGAUGGCGACGAUUCGAUGGGCUUCAACAUUCAGACAUCUCACCACCGUCGCCAUAGUACUAACAACAAUUUUACUAUGGGGAUCGAAGACGGCAAACGGGCUGCGGUUCGUGAUCGACAGAGAAGAAUGCUUCGCUCACAACGUCGACCAGGCGGAUACGAUCCACGUCUCAUUCGUCGUCAUCAAAUCUGAUUCCGUCUGGGAUUACACCCAGGAGGGCGUUGAUUUCAAUAUAACAGCACCACCUGGAAUUGUCGUCCACGAAAUGAAAGACAAGACAAGUGAGAAGUAUGAGUUUGUGGUUUACUACACAGGGGUUUACCGUUUCUGUUUCACCAACAAGUCUCCUUAUCAUGAAACCAUUGAUUUCGACGUCCAUGUCUCUCACUUCACUUUCCAUGACGAACAUGCCAGAAAUGAGCAUUUCUGGCCGUUGAUGGAGGAGAUAACCAAACUCGAGGAGGCGCUCUACAACAUUCAGUUUGAACAACACUGGCUUGAGGCCGAAACAGAACGCCAAGCAAGAGUGAACAAUGACUUGAACCGAAGAGCAACUCAUAAGGCGAUGUUCGAAUCAGUUGCACUUGUUGGAUCGAGUUGCCUACAAUUUUAUCUUUUGCGGCGCUUGUUCGAAAGGAAGUUCGGUUACUGUAGAGUUUAGUCCUCCAUAUAGAGAUUUGUUGUAGUGUUCACCUCUUCAGUAGCUUUGCUUACUGUGGCUGCAAUGUACUUCGAUCCUUUUCGUUGUUAUAAGAGGAACAAUCUAGUCCGACUCGAUCUAGACGUUUAAAGUCGAUCCAGUUUCGAUUUAGCCAAUUGAUACCCGGCCCUAGAAU